Asparagus officinalis (garden asparagus) is the source of this 669-nucleotide messenger RNA. RefSeq names its product probable WRKY transcription factor 17. The transcript has a single exon. Lineage: Eukaryota; Viridiplantae; Streptophyta; Magnoliopsida; Asparagales; Asparagaceae. The record is from RefSeq and is a predicted model, not a curated record. The coding region runs from base 1 to 669 and encodes 222 amino acids.
AUGGUCGUUGAUCUGAUGAACUUCUCAAAAAUGGACGAUCAGCUCGCGAUCAAGGAAGCAGCCAUCGCCAACCUCCAGAGCAUGCAAGCCCUCGUCCUCACCCUCAGCCAUCAAUCUUCGUCGUCUUCUUCCUUUGACUGCUCGGCCAUCACCGACAACACCGUCUCCAAGUUCAAUAAGUUCAUCAAUGCCCUCGAUCGAAAGGGCUAUGCUCGGUUCAGGCGCAGCCUAGUCCAGACUUCGACCGAAUCCUCAUCUCCACCGCGUUCUCCGAUGACUGUAGGUCGGCCAGCUCUGAUUCCUCCUCCAGCGGUGAGUUCCCCGCCUCAAGGGCUCACCCUUGACUUCACCAACCCGAACCCGCCACCCGCCGGUAAGAUCACUGGGAAAGGACAAAUUACUAACGAUUCUUUCAGCAUCUCACCGCCGAUCUCCGGUAACUCCUCGUUUCUGUCAUUGAUCACUGCGGAUGGAAGUGUUUCCAAUGGGAAAGGAUCGUCUCUGUUCCACCGGCGAGGUAUUUGCUGCACUGUAUUGAUGUCGUACUCGAAUAGGAGGUUCCUGAGGAAGGGGAGUUUGAAGAAGAUAAAGGGUAUUAUGAUCUUCAUAUAUUUUAAUCACUUGGGUUUUGUAUUUUGGAGGCUUAGGGAAUUAUCGCUUUGUUUUUAG